Molecule: messenger RNA, 1899 nt
Organism: Penicillium alfredii
Lineage: Eukaryota; Fungi; Ascomycota; Eurotiomycetes; Eurotiales; Aspergillaceae
Exons: 5
Coding region: 1-1899 (632 amino acids)
Molecular function (GO): nucleic acid binding
Source: RefSeq, a predicted model, not a curated record
AUGCCUUUCUCUCACAUUCACGCUUUGUUGGGGAGUGCCCUUUGGGACCCUGAGAUGCUCACGGACCAGCACCUUGAGAUGUUCCGGGAGCAAAUGCGCCAAUUUGAGGUGCAGAGUCUUGAGGAAAUCCUCAGCCCUGUCCAGGUUCCUAUUGGAAGCGUCAUCCACCAGAAGGUUCCUGAUCAUUGGGGCGUUGUCAAGAUUAGCAAUAUCCCCUACACUGUCACCCGCCAGGAAGUGCACCAUUUCCUUGGCCGCUCCGCUGGCCUCAUCUCGCCGCCGGAGGGAACCCCCGUUCACAUCAUAAUGGAACGCUCAACUGGCAAGACCAUGGACUGCUACGUUGAGUUUGUCACGCUCAAUGAUGCCAGGGAUACCGUCACCCGCAUCAACCGAUCUGCUGAGUAUGGACGCCUUCCUCGCAUGGGCAGUCGCCAUGUUGAGGUCACUUUGAGCAGCCAGGAUGAGCUGAUGCAGGCGCUGUUUCCUCGGGCCAAGUGCAUCAAGUGGGUGAAUGGAAAGCCCCUUGAACAGGAGAACACCGACUGGUGGUCGACUGGAUUCAAUGGGUUCCUGACAGACGAGGAGCUCUUCUGUGUCUUCCACCACGCGGAAGCGCCCCAGCGCAGCCCUUUUGCAGUCAAGGUCCCCCAGCGGACUUAUGAAUCCAUGAUCAGCACGAUCUGGAAGUUCCCUUGGUUUGCUACAGACAUGUACACUGUCCAUGCCUACAAGGAGCUGUUCCUUACUCUUCGUGGCAUGAUCAUGAUUCUUAAGGAUCGCAUUCGGCGGAGAAAUACCGUCGGCCUUGAUCAGCGGUUGCUCUUUGAGCUUGUCAAUGCGGGCGUGAACUGCCCUGCUUUCAACCCUCGCAUGAAGUACUGCUUCGCCUACCUUGCCGAUGACCUUACUGUGUUGUCUCAUUUGCCCGAGAACUACGUGCUGUACUUCCCUUUCGACACCCUGACCUGGCUCCCGGGAUACAACUUGACGACCCUGAAGUUCUAUGCGCACCUCAUUGGUCAUGGACGCACCUCCCACACUGAGCGUGAGGGAUUGAUCAAUGAGUACAAGGAUAUGCGUUUGCUACGUAUCUAUGGCACCUGGUGGUUUGAAUGGUUGUCGGAGCGCGAAACGACCCUGCAGUACUGUGAUGCUGUUCACUAUGAGAGUCGUGUCAUGCGUGAGCUCAUCAUCACGGGGUACAAUAACCUUCUGGAUACCAAGUCCAGCCCUUCGUCUAUUGGCACUGCCCCUAAGUCGCCCUCUGAUACUUCUGUCAAGUCGCCGGACAGCCAGAAGACGGUUCGCCCAAACAAGGCUCAAGUCACUUCCCGGGGACCCAAUGUUCCUCUUCCUUCUGAAGGUGCUCUUGUUCAGAUGCGCCAGGCCACUGAUAGCUUCCUGAUGCCUCCUCCCCCGGCUCCUCAAACCCCCAGCCAGGGCACCAACCCCUAUGUUAACCACCCUGUCAUUCCUCACACUACUAACCGUGGACCCAUGGGGAUGGUGACUCAGUCGGCCUCUCGCCGCAACAAUGAGCUGAUGCUUACUCACUACGUGCCGCACAGCAGUUCGCAUGGAAUCCGUUCUUUCUCUGUCCCAUGGGCUCCCUCUGUGGUGCCUUCGACUCCAGCUAACCGCCAGAAUCCCCGCUCCAUCACCGGCUUUGGCACUCCUGGUCGCCACACCACCUACGAGGGUAUGGGCUCUGCUCCUGGGCCUACUCCCGGGCCUACCACUUCCACUCCUCAGAUCAACCAGUCUCAGGAAAUUCAGAGUCAGAUCUACUGGUCCCAGAUUAACCAAACUCAGAACAACCGCCCCUCGUACCCUUUCCCUUUUGGGCGGCAGACUCGCCGUGAUGGCUCCACCUUCAACCGCCGCAACGAGUCCUAG